CAACACACCUCGGGUUUUCCAGUCGUUCGUUCUUUCUCGUAGUUGCUAUUGCGGCCAUUAUGUUGGCCAUUCUCCUCAAGACCUGGGUGGCGAGCGUUGUUCUUUUCUCGUCAACCAAUGCUUUGCCCAGUUCAUAUACAGGGCUGCCGAGCCUUCUUGAUGCUACUGCAGAGGAACUUGCUCUUGGUCUUGAGAAUAACCAUUUCUCCAGCGUAGACCUUGUUAAUGCAUACACAAAACGUAUUCUUGAAGUGAACGACACGCUGCAUGUGGUGACGGAGAUCAACCCUGAUGCCUGGAAAAUUGCAAGCGAGCUCGACGAAGAGAGGGCUGCAGGAAACAGCAGAGGACCGCUCCACGGCCUUCCCGUCCUGCUCAAGAACAACAUCGCCACAGAUGACUUGAUGAACAACACAGAUGGAUCUUACGCUCUUCUCGGUGCAAAAGUGCCACGUGAUGCAACGGUUGUAGCAAAGUUACGCAAAGCAGGUGCCAUCAUUCUAGGGAAGGCCAACCUAUCGCAGUGGACCAACUUUCGUUCUUCGAAUUCGUCUAAUGGAUGGUCCUCUCACGGCGGUCAAGUAUACGGGGCAUACUACCCCGGUCAAGACCCUUGGGGCUCUUCGUCUGGAUCCAGUGUGGCUAGCAGUCUUGGUCUUGCUGUUGCGACGUUGGGCACAGAAACCGAUGGAUCGAUCAUUCUCCCAAGUCACCAGAAUAAUGUCGUCGGCAUCAAACCUACUGUUGGCUUGACUUCACGCGCACAAGUCAUCCCCGUCUCCGAGCACCUCGAUACCAUAGGUCCCAUAGCCCGCACAGUCAAAGACGCCGCGUACAUUCUACAAGCAAUGGCAGGAACCGACCAAUACGACAACUACACCUCCGCCAUCCCCAACAACGGCACUCUCCCCGACUAUGUAGCAGCCUGCACCCUCGACGCCCUCAAAGGCAAAAGAAUCGGCGUUCCACGCAACUACAUCGGCGCGCGCACCGAAACAACCGCCCCCAUCCUCGACGCCUUCGAAUCCGCCCUGCAAAUCCUCACCGACGCCGGCGCCACCAUCGUCGACAACACAAACUACACAGCCUACGACCAAUUCAUCACGAGCGGCGCCGAAAUCGCAAUCGUCGGAACAGACUUCAAAGCGAACCUCGCAUCCUACCUCUCGAGCCUGACGGUAAACCCAAACAACCUCACGACCCUCGCCGACAUCCGCGCCUUCACCCAGUCCUUCCCCUUGGACGAAUACCCAGACCGCGACACCGCGACCUGGGAUCUAGUCCUCUCCCUCAACCUCACCACGUCCUCCCCGGGCUAUUGGGCCGCGCACGAAGAAGCCCAGUUCCUCGGCGGCCCCGGCGGGAUCCUCGGCGCGCUCGAGUCGUACAACCUUGAUGCCGUCGUCACGCCUUCGUACAUCUCCGCUGGCAUUUCCGCGAUUAUCGGCGCGCCUGUUAUUAGUGUGCCGUUGGGUGCGUAUCCUGAGGAUACGACGGUGCGCACGAAUCCCAGGGGGGAUUUGAAUUUGACGGCACCGAAUGUGCCGUUUGGGAUUAGCUUUUCCGCGGGGCUGUGGAGUGAGGUUGACUUGAUCGGGUUUGCGUAUGCGUUUGAGCAGAGGACUAAGGUUAGGGAGAUGGUGAAGCCGGUUGUGAAGCCGUCGACGGAGUUGUGGGAUGUUGGGAGGAAAUGA
Molecule: messenger RNA, 1694 nt
Organism: Periconia digitata
Lineage: Eukaryota; Fungi; Ascomycota; Dothideomycetes; Pleosporales; Periconiaceae
Source: the annotation of a GenBank genome assembly